Molecule: messenger RNA, 2637 nt
Organism: Humulus lupulus (European hop)
Lineage: Eukaryota; Viridiplantae; Streptophyta; Magnoliopsida; Rosales; Cannabaceae
Product: protein FAR1-RELATED SEQUENCE 5-like
Exons: 1
Coding region: 1-2637 (878 amino acids)
Molecular function (GO): zinc ion binding
Source: RefSeq, a predicted model, not a curated record
AUGGGUAAAAUAUGGGCCUCCGAAAUUGAUUUGGUGAUUUCAGAUAUUUAUAAGUCAGUUUAUGAAAUGAAAUAUGUUGCAUGUGUCACUAUUGAUUAUAUUUCCUUGACGACCAGGGACAACAGUGACAUGGAGGGAGUCAAUGCUGAGGGUGAUUUCGAUGAAAUAUUUGAUUAUAAUGACGACGCUGAAAUGGGAGAUCAUUGUCGCCAUACUAGUGCUACACAGCAAACUGCAGAGGAAAAUGUACAAGGGGAUGUUAGCUUGCAUUUGGAAAUGGAUGAGGAAAAUGUUUUAGAAAAGUAUGGAAUUAUUGGAGACCCAUUUAAGUUGAGUAAGAGUAGCCUUAUAGGCCACGUAUUUGAUUCUUUGGAUUCCGCCGAAGAAUUUAUAUAUGAUUACGCUAAGGUUGUGGGAUUUAGCCUUCACAAAAGUCACAUGAGGAAGAAUUCUUGUGGAGAGAUUUGGGAAAGAGAGUGGGUUUGCUCACGACAAGGAACUAGGUCAAACAGUCAUUUGACAAGGGAAAAUAGGAAAAGGAGGCCCAAUGCUCUAACUCGAGUGUGUUGCAAGAUGGCUUUCCGAGUUAAUCUUGUUCAGACAACUAGCAAGUGGGUCUGCAAGGAGUUUAUUACUGACCAUUCCCACCCGUUGACUUUCGAAUUGCACAAGCAAUUCCUUCGAUCAAACCGGGUUGUUUCAGAUGGAUAUACUAACCAAGCGAAGACCUUGAAAGAAGCUGGUGUGCGAACGUGUCACAUAAUGUCGUACAUGGCAAAUCAAGUUGGAGGUUACCAUAAAAUGCCUUUUACAAUGAAGGACCUUUACAAUCGAAUGUCAGCUGUGUCAACAAUCGACUUUGUUGCAUCAGAUGUCGGUCGAGCGUUGGGGUACUUAGAACAUAAAGCGGAUAUGGACCCUAAUUUCUUUGGAACUUUUUCAUAUGAUAAUUCAAAUCAACUUCUGAACUUAUUUUGGGGUGAUGGGAAAGCUCGUUUAGAUUACGAGACAUAUGGACACUCAGUUGCCUUUGACUCAACUUAUAAAACAAAUAGCUACGGUAAGCCCUUGUUGAUAUGGAUAGGAGUCAAUAACCACUUCAAAACAUGUCCAUUUGGAUAUGCAAUCCUUGAUAAUGAGUCGACAAGUUGUUAUAUGUGGGCAAUAAAGGCAUUCCUCGAAUGCAUGAAUGGGGUGGUGCCAAAGACUGUGGUCACAGAUGGUGAUCUUUCUAUGGAAGCAUCCAUCGAAGCGCCGAUGCCAAAUGCAGUACACCAUCUUUGUUAUUGGCAUUUACACAACAAAGCUAUUUUGAAGGGUAAGGACUGUACGUUUGCAAAAAGGCUUAGUGACUUAUGUUUCACGUACUAUGAGGAGGAGGUGUUUGACCACAAACUGAAUGAACUAAUAACAGACCACGAACUAGAUGGCAUCAACUAUGUAGCAAAACUAUGGGCAACAAAACACAAGUGGGGGGAGACUUUCCUCAGGGGAAAUUGUUUUUGUGGGAUGACCACCACACAGCGUAACGAAGGUAUUAAUGCAGUGUUGAAGAGGAAAGUGAAUGAAAAUAUGAGGUUGUAUGACUUUGUUCAAACCAUUGACAUGGCUACUUCAUGGGUUCGACAUGGACAUCUAAAAGAAGAUUAUCAGUGUUUACACAUGAAUCCUGUUUUGGGAGUGACAAAUUUGCCUAAAAUAGAAGCAGAGUUAUCUAAAAUCUAUACAAGGAACAUGUUUUACAAAGUUAGACAACAAAUGUCCCGGGAAGGUGAUUACCAAGUUAGUAGUUUGGAAAACGACGAGGAGGGGACUAUUAUGGAACUGCAGAAGUAUGGAGACAAUAGGUAUAGGAGAUUCGUGUAUGCGACAGCUGGGGGUGAUUUUUUUGUUUGUGAGUGCCAACACUUGAUUUCAUUUGGCAUACCAUGUCGUCAUAUAUUCGCAGCCAUCAAACGCCUUAAUGUAAUUGAGAUGCCAAAGUCACUUAUAUUGACCCAGUGGACACUAGAAGCUGGGCUGAGUACUACGCAGCCAGAGCCCGCCAAUCACCCCGAUAAGGAGUUUGAGGUUACGAGAAGAUUUGGUGAACUUAGUAGUAUUUUAAAUGAAGUAGCGUACCUCGGAAGUCAGAGUCAGGCAGCGUAUAGAGAAGCUACCCUUCAAAUUCAGAGGAUUUGUGUUGGACUGAAGGAAUCAUUGCACAUAGGAGGAGACAUAGGGAAGAGCAAGUUGCCGCUGAAGAGGCAUUCAGAAUUUAAGGUGGCCAAUCCAGACUUCACCAAGACAAAGGGAAAAGGGAGGAUGGCCGGGUCUAGAGCAGGUGUUGGGCGGAAGUGCAGUGUCUGCAAAAAAUCAGGCCACAACAAGUUGACAUGUCCAAGCAAAGUCAAGAAAACAGAGAAAGCAGGGGAUCACAAGGAUUCAGCAUAUGAUGAUGAACAAUCACAAUUGGAGGGAGAAGAAGAUGUGAAUUGGACAGCAGAAACCACCAUGGAUAUGGAACGUAAUGAGAGGGAUGGAACACCAGAGUUGCAGAUCGAUGGGAAUGAGGAAUUAAAUGUUGAAAUGGAAGAGCAUGAAGAGUCUGAGAACAUGAGAAAAUUUAACUUGUGGGACAGUAUGUGGGCACUUUAA